This is a messenger RNA of Anoplopoma fimbria (sablefish), 1818 nucleotides long. RefSeq names its product solute carrier family 6 member 1b (gene slc6a1b). Gene Ontology annotation, cellular component: plasma membrane; cell surface; axon. Lineage: Eukaryota; Metazoa; Chordata; Actinopteri; Perciformes; Anoplopomatidae. Gene Ontology annotation, molecular function: gamma-aminobutyric acid:sodium:chloride symporter activity. The coding region runs from base 1 to 1818 and encodes 605 amino acids. The transcript has 14 exons. Gene Ontology annotation, biological process: sodium ion transmembrane transport; neurotransmitter transport. The record is from RefSeq and is a predicted model, not a curated record.
AUGGCCACCAACGGGACCAAAGCCUCGGACGGACACGUCUUAACGGAGACCGUGAAUGACGCGCCCACUACCACGCCAAACGACAAACCCAAAACCUUGGUGGUGAAAGUGCAGAAGACGAAAAAUGAGUUACCCGAAAGAGAAACGUGGGGAGGGAGAUUUGACUUUCUUCUCUCUUGUGUCGGAUACGCAAUCGGACUCGGGAAUGUCUGGAGAUUUCCUUAUUUAUGUGGAAAAAACGGAGGAGGGGCCUUCUUGAUUCCCUACUUUUUGACCCUCAUAUUUGCUGGGAUGCCCCUCUUCUUUCUGGAGACGGCUCUUGGUCAGUACACUUCUAUUGGAGGACUUGGAGUGUGGAAGCUGGCCCCCAUUUUCAAAGGUGUGGGAAUAGCUGCUGCUGUUCUGUCCUUCUGGUUAAAUAUCUAUUACAUUGUAAUCAUUUCCUGGGCUAUUUACUAUCUGUACAACUCCUUCACUACUGAGCUACCAUGGCAGAGUUGUGGCAAUCCCUGGAACACAGAUCGCUGUUACACCAACUACAGCAUCCCAGACACCAGAAACCUCACCAGCGCUGUGCAGGAGUUCUGGGAACGUAACAUGCACCAGAUGACCGAUGGUCUGGAGAAGCCUGGGGAGGUCAGGAUCCCACUGGCUAUCACACUCGCCAUUGCAUGGGUGCUGGUCUAUUUCUGUAUCUGGAAGGGGGUCAGCUGGACUGGCAAAGUGGUGUACUUUUCAGCCACAUACCCUUACUUUAUGCUGUUCAUCCUGUUUUGCCGUGGCAUUUCUCUACCCGGUGCAAUUGAUGGAAUUCUCUUCUAUAUCACACCAGACUUUGAAAAACUGAAGCAGUCUGAGGUGUGGCUGGAUGCUGCCACUCAGAUCUUCUUUUCAUAUGGGCUUGGGUUAGGCUCUCUGAUUGCUCUUGGCAGCUACAAUCCAUUCAAAAACAACGUAUACAGAGAUUCUGUCAUUGUCUGCUGCAUCAACUCCUUCACCAGCAUGUUCGCUGGCUUUGUCAUCUUCUCCAUCGUGGGAUUCAUGGCCAAUGUAACAAAGAGACCUAUCGCUGAUGUGGCAGCCUCAGGACCUGGCCUGGCAUUUCUGGCUUAUCCUGAGGCUGUGACCCAGCUGCCCAUCUCUCCUCUCUGGGCAAUACUCUUUUUCUCCAUGCUGCUGAUGCUGGGAAUUGACAGUCAGUUCUGCACAGUGGAAGGCUUCAUCACUGCACUGGUUGACGAAUUCCCUCACGUUCUCCGAAAACGCAGAGAGAUCUUCAUCGCGGUCGUCUGCCUUAUUUCUUACAUCAUUGGACUGUCCAACAUAACACAGGGUGGACUUUAUGUGUUCAAGCUAUUUGACUACUACUCAGCUAGUGGAAUGUGCCUGCUCUUCCUGGUCUUCUUUGAGUGCAUCUCAAUUUCAUGGUUUUAUGGUGUGGACAAGUUCUACGACAACAUUGAGGAAAUGAUCGGCUACAGGCCCUCUCUGUGGUGGAAGGCCUGCUGGGUUGUGUUCACUCCACUUAUUGUGGCUGGUGUCUUCUUGUUUAGUGCAGUGCAGAUGGUUCCCCUCACCAUGGGUGACUACGUGUUUCCAGCCUGGGGCCAGGGAGUUGGGUGGUGCAUGGCCCUCUCCUCCAUGACUCUCAUCCCUGGCUACAUGGGCUACAUGUUCCUCACACUCAAAGGCACAUACAAAGAGCGUCUGCGGAUAAUGUUCAAGCCUGUGACACUGGUGAAGGCUCAGGAAAACGGCCCAGACCAGCAAACAGAAAACCAGAAUCAGAACCCUGCCAACGAGGAAGCCUACAUCUAG